Aaosphaeria arxii CBS 175.79 is the source of this 1035-nucleotide messenger RNA. RefSeq lists its product as uncharacterized. The record is from RefSeq and is a predicted model, not a curated record. The transcript has 2 exons. Bases 113 to 955 code for a protein of 280 amino acids. Lineage: Eukaryota; Fungi; Ascomycota; Dothideomycetes; Pleosporales.
UAUAAGUUGCCGGAUCUUCAUCGCAAAAAUCAAAGUGACUGGAGUCAACAAAUUGAUGGUUGAUUUUUUCUGCUAAGCUCUUGAAGACUUUAUCUCAUACAUCGGAACGAGGAUGUCGAAUAUGUCCGAUCAAAACCCAUACGUUCCGCUUGGCGAAGACAGUCAUAGAUCUGACCCCGCCCACUUCUUCAGAUCGGUAUUCUCACACCCUUUCCUCAUCAACGACAUAAACGAUCAUCAUUACGAUGGGGACAUCAGGCCCAGAUUCCCUGAUCUACGCUACAUUCGAGCGAAAUGGUUUGAGAAUAACCUUCUAAAUCUCCGGUCGCAAAUCUACGCGCUCGGCGACAAGGCGAUUAGGGGCGAUUUCAAACCAGAUGAUAAGGCCACUCAAGCCUCAUAUGAGCAAGCCUUGGAAGCAUUACUCACAGAGCUGGAUCAUUACAGCCGAAUCCAUGAACAGGAUCAGUUGGCGGCUCAGGCACAUUCUGUCGACAAAUACAAUCUCGAUAAUGUCGUCAGACACAAUAUCAACCCGAACGCGACUCAUGCGCCUAAUGGACAACCGGUAGGCUUCUAUGGGGUCUUUGGCAGUCCUGCUCCGUUGUCCCUUUUCGCGUUGCGACAGAGCGAGCCCAACUUCUUCCGCCAGAUCGUCCUCAACGUUCUGGCACGGAUGUACUACCGUUUAUACAAUCGUCUAGCGCGUGUGUUCAAUUUUGAAGAACAGAGCGAGGCCCAGGACAUCAGCAGCCGAGCAGUCGAGGUUAUAGUCGGAGGUCUGGAAUGCACUUUAUCAGUUGCUUAUCUCGCGGGAGCAGUGCUCCUCUCUGUGAAACUCUCCGGCCAAAUGGAAAGGAUUAUUGCCAUGUCCGCGAUGAGUCUACUCUUCCCAUUCACGGUCUUGUUCCUCAGUGAGAAAGCCAUGCGAUUUUUCAUGCUUUGCGCAGCGUAAGUUCGUUCCUUUUGUCAUUGAUGCGGCUAAGAAAGUAACAGGUUUUGGGCUGUGACUGCGACUCUGGUGUCGUCAAACAG